UUCCCUUGGAACAUCACAUAACCGAUGUCUGCUCGGUUAUGUGAUGAGCUGUGUCCAAUCACAGCUGAUUGCAUCUCGUGAGGAGAGGAGAGCCGGUAAUUGGCAUUCCUCAGUGGGGGCAUGUACACUGAUCAUCAGGGCAUUGAUGAUCAGUGUGCCCUGAUGAUCAGUGUAGCCCCAGCAGUGCCAGCUGUCAGUGUCCAUCAAUGCCUGAUGUCAGUGCCCAUCAAUGCCACCUAUCAAUGCCACAUAUCAGUGCCUACCAGUGCACAUAAAUGCCACAUAUCAGUGCCCAUCUGAGCCGCCUCUCAGUGCCACCUCUCAGUGCCUCCUAUCAGUGCCAUAUAUGAGUG
Molecule: messenger RNA, 353 nt
Organism: Staurois parvus
Lineage: Eukaryota; Metazoa; Chordata; Amphibia; Anura; Ranidae
Source: the annotation of a GenBank genome assembly